AUGAGCACAAUGGACGAGUUGAUUCAGUCUAUGAAUGGCGGAGCGCAUGUCUCGCAGGAUCUCCAAGCUCUUCAAGAAUAUCUCAACCAGAACAUCCACGCUCCCGCCCUCCACCCCUCUUCAUCUGCUUUCCGCAAUCUACCCCCUUCCCGGUCCACAUCUACCAACCGGAACCCGCCUCUCCAUCUCGGCGCACACGUCCAUUCCCUCUCUCACGAAUCCUACCUCCCUGGCGCAUACGCUACACCCCUCCAAACCCCAUGCAUAAGGGAGGACCCCUCUAUGCCUUCCUCUUCGUCCUCUCGCCCCCGCACACUCCGCCGGUCCUCGUCCUACGGAUUUGGAAGCGCCAGCGGCAGCAGCCAAUCUCGGUCUGCUAGUCCAUACGCCGAGUUCUCGGGUGGCGCAUUCGAGGGAGACGCAUUCGCACCGCUCGUUCAGCCAGAACACAUCCCGGCGGACCCGUGGGCGAAAUGGAAACAGCAGAGCCCGGAGAGUGCGUCUGCGUGGUCAGCCUUCGGCGGAGGUGGGCAAUUUGCCCAACCAAAACACAUGAACGGGUUUGGGAUGGGUGCUCAGCCGUCCAACCACAAUCACUUCUUUUCGCACCAUCAGCAGAGCCCACAGUUUGGCGGAACGGGGCGGUUUCAGUCGCCUGCAAGGGCAGGGGUGGGCCGACCACCCACGCCGCCAGACGAGGAUGACGAAAUGAUGGACAUGGAUGAGGGGAUGGUGGAGCGGGCGAUGCGGCAGGAACAGGAAGAGGAGGACGCGGUGGAAAGGGAGAUGAUGGGGAUGGAGGAUGAGCAGAUUGUACGACCUGGAAGUGCGCCGGGCGCGAUCGAGAUGACGUGGAGAGAACAGGAGUACGGAUGGGAGAGGGGUCGGCGCAAUAUGUAG
Molecule: messenger RNA, 900 nt
Organism: Dioszegia hungarica
Lineage: Eukaryota; Fungi; Basidiomycota; Tremellomycetes; Tremellales; Bulleribasidiaceae
Exons: 2
Coding region: 1-900 (299 amino acids)
Source: RefSeq, a predicted model, not a curated record